AUGGACACGCUCCCGCCCCCGUCCGCAAGCCAGGCAUAUUGCCAUGUCUCCGCUCUGGAGUCUGGGGUGAUACACCUUCCAGACGAGAUGUUCAUGACGCCCGCCACCCCAGGCAGAGUCACAAUUGCCCCCUCGCUGUCAUUCCUCGUCAGGCAUUCCGAACGCCCUGAGAAGUUGGUAUUCGAUCUUGGUAUUCGGCGAGAUUGGGAGAAUAACCCCCCCAGGGUCGUGCAUUGGAUCCAGAAUGGGCAUAUGGUGGAGGUUAGGCAGAGUGUGGUGGAGUCGCUAGCCAAAGGAGGGCUCUCGCCUGACGACAUUGAUAUUGUCUGUCUCUCCCACUGCCACCAUGACCACGUCGGAGACCCCAGGCAAUUUCCCAGCAGCCAAUUCCUUGUUGGCGCGCAGGCGAAGGGACUAUUUCACCCAGGUUUUCCGGCGGAUACUAAGGCGCUACAUCACAAUAAUCUCCUCCCCGCCGACCGCACGACCUGGUUAGACCCCAGCGACUGGCCACCGUUGGGGCCCUUUCCCCGUGCGCUCGAUUUAUACGAAGACGGAAGCGUGUACGUCAUCGAUGCACCGGGGCACCUUCCGGGGCACCAAAACCUCUUAGUUCGGACGUCUCCAGACGGCGGGUGGUUGCUUAUGGUGGGAGACAGCGCACACAACUGGCGCCUUAUAACGGGUGAUGCUGAUGUCGCGAUGCACCCCGAUUGGCCGCAUGGAUGCGUUCACAACGACCCGAAACAGGCCGAUGAGCAUAUAAAGAGGAUCCGACGCAUGAUGAGGAUACCGAGGGUCCGAGUUAUCUUAGCCCAUGACGAGCCAUGGUACAGAGAGAAUGUGGGAGGAAGUGCAUUCUGGCCGGGGCAGAUUCCUUCGUUGUGA
Pleurotus ostreatus (oyster mushroom) is the source of this 888-nucleotide messenger RNA. RefSeq lists its product as uncharacterized. NCBI's taxonomy places the organism in Eukaryota, Fungi, Basidiomycota, Agaricomycetes, Agaricales, Pleurotaceae. Bases 1 to 888 code for a protein of 295 amino acids. The transcript has a single exon. The record is from RefSeq and is a predicted model, not a curated record.